UUCGCGGCGGUGUGGGGCUUAUAAAUCUGGGAGAAAGCCCGCCGACCGCGCAGUCUUACUCGGAAGUCGGCGCAUUCCCGACUCAAAGAAUUUUCAUUGUGUUCAUUACGAUAAGUUUUGUGGUUUAAUAUGAAGAUGAGGUGGAGUUAUCUGAUGGCGGUCCUGCUGCUGGGAGCCGUGGUCGCUGAAGACGACGACGACAUCCCCGACGCUGGUGUGGAGGAGGACGACGAUCAAGUGUCCCUGAAACAAGAGGAAUCUCGUAACUUGCGGCCGCGAGCCUACAACACACCAGCAGCGUAUCCCAACACUCUACCGACAGGGUUUCGACCGACGCCUUCACUGGCCGAGCUCGCCGGAUACCAAAGACAACAGUCCGAGGAGUACAUAGUGCCGACAAGACCACAACAAUACGUGGAGGAACAACGCCCGCAAAGACCUCUGCAACGGAAGCAACAGGAACAGCGACCUAUCAAGUACCAGCAGGAAGAGUCAGAAGAAGAACUCGAAGAGAAAGAGGAGCCGGAUCGUUUGUCACAACUGCUGCAGCAAUCCAAGUUCAACUGCGUCAGCAAGAACACGGGAUAUUACGCCGAUGAGGACCUCAACUGUGAGGUGUUCCACUACUGCCAGGAUAAUGUUAAGCAUUCCUGGAUCUGCCCAGACGGUUUCACCUUCCACCAAGUCCACUUGAUCUGUAUGCCGCCGACUCACGACAACAUCUGCCAGAAGUCGUCCAGCUACCACUUCGUGAACGACUACCUGUACCGACCCAUCAACGAGGAGGAGGUGCAGCGCAAGCCCAACGUGUCCCUCAAGUACUCCGACAGAUACUACCCGCAGGAGGUCUACAGGGACGACCGCUACGACAGAGAUGAGGAAGAGGAGGAGGAGCCGGUCCGCCGCCCCGCUCCCCCCGCCCCCCGGCCUGCCGCUCGUCCGCCGGCGCAGGUGUUCCGUUCAGCCGAAGAGGUCAACAUCCCGCUGGUGCAGCGACGCCCACAGCGGCCGACAGCCUACGACUUCGACAACUAAAACCCGAAGCGGACAGCGCGCGGCCAGAUCACGGCCGUGUCGAUGUUGAAAUCGAGCCCCUUCGAUAUUUAUGUAAAUUUAUUUAUACCGUUGUAGAGAGUUACAAAUUAGAUAUAAGCUAGUCUUUGUGUUAAAUUAAAUUAAGAAAAUAAAGUUUUUAAGAUUUUUA
Messenger RNA from Danaus plexippus (monarch butterfly), 1204 nucleotides. RefSeq lists its product as uncharacterized. Bases 130 to 1035 code for a protein of 301 amino acids. Gene Ontology annotation, cellular component: extracellular region. Lineage: Eukaryota; Metazoa; Arthropoda; Insecta; Lepidoptera; Nymphalidae. The record is from RefSeq and is a predicted model, not a curated record. The transcript has 6 exons. Gene Ontology annotation, molecular function: chitin binding.